Messenger RNA from Pollicipes pollicipes, 2107 nucleotides. RefSeq names its product V-type proton ATPase subunit S1. The transcript is spliced from 9 exons. Gene Ontology annotation, molecular function: ATPase activator activity. The coding region runs from base 239 to 1570 and encodes 443 amino acids. The record is from RefSeq and is a predicted model, not a curated record. NCBI's taxonomy places the organism in Eukaryota, Metazoa, Arthropoda, Thecostraca, Pollicipedomorpha, Pollicipedidae. Gene Ontology annotation, cellular component: proton-transporting V-type ATPase complex.
UGCAGCAAAUCGAUACUUAUGGUCACGGGACAAAUGGUGACGAAGAGUGGCGCGAGUGUUUCAGAAGUCCGUUUCUUUACGUGCUGGGUGCGGAUGUCUGUAUUGUGGAUUGUGCGUGGGGUUGUUCCGAAGUAGUUCUGUGGUCAUAGUAUUUGCUUACUCCAGUAAUCUUUGAAAGGCUUGAUAACGUGCCAAAAAAACGCCGCUCGUAUAUAUUAAUUGCAGCAAGAAGUGAAACAUGAUGAGUCUAAUGAAGAUAAUGUUCGCGCUGGCUAUGGCCAGCUUGUCUAUGGCUGAGAGAAACGCCCCAGCUCUGGUGUGGGAAUCGACAAUGCUUGAAACAAAAAUGCCAGAAUUGCCAGCACUUCCAGCACUGUCCAACUCCCAGCUUCAAAACCUUCUAGAUUCAAUGGAUGCUGAGGCCUUGGUGAUGUUUGUCAUGAAUGAGCUCAAUGUAGAAGACUUCAGUGGAUAUCCAGAAGCUCUCUCUCAUUUGCAGCAAGAAUUUGAAUCAUCUCAAAGUGCCUUCACUCCAAGCAUGGCUGAUCCAUCUCAGGUGCCAGCACUCCUGUCUACCUACGCUCGUGUCACUGUCGACCUGAACAACCUGUCGGCAUUGAAACUGGCGCCUGCCGCACGCAAGACCCUCUUCCUGGUGUAUCUGAAUGACAAGCCAGGUGCUGAUCGUGCCACGGCACUCCGCCAGGCAGACGCCACUGUCUCGCAGGUGCUGACCAAGGUGAAGAGCCUGACUGGCAAGUACUCGGCCGUGCUCACUGGCAAGCACACCACCAUGGGCGGCGAGACCGGGGGCCGGGCCACGCGCAGUCUGAAGGCGGCCGCCGCCGACGAGCCGGGCAGGGAGUAUUUCUUCGACAUGAACUGUAUCUACAUCUACACCUCGGCGCCCCCAGUGAUGCACUUCACCCCUAAGGAGGGGGCAGCAAAGCCCAUUACGGUGUCGCUGAACGCCUCCCUGGUGACGUCCAACUCGAGCUCGUGCGACGGCGACGGCGUCCAGACGGCCACCAUCGUCUGGGAGAGCGUAACCGGGAGCAGCGCCGGCGGCAACUACGACCUGUCCAAGGUCACACUGACGUACACGUUCUUGGGCCACAUGUCGAAGCGGGAAGGUGCCGAUGACAAGGUGUCGGCCUGGCUGCUGACGCCGGUGACGCUGCUCUACUCGGGCUCGGUCGGAGGCGUGACGGCCACUGACAUGAACGUGACGCUCGACUUUGCCGAGGUGUACGCACCGAGCGGCUUCUCCUACCACUGCACCAGCCGCAAGUGGGCGGCAGAGAGCAACAGCAGCGACGCCAACAGCCUGAGCUCGCUCGAGUUGCCCGACUUCCAGGUGCAGGCGUUCAUGGUGAACGAGACCAGUUCAUUCGGCCGCGCCUGGGACUGCACGCCGUUCUUCACCAUCCCGAUCUGGUCGGGACUGUUCCUGUCGCUGAUCAUGCUUGUCAUUCUCGUCUGGUCGCUGGCGAUGCUGGCCAGCGUGCCGACCAUGGACCGGUUCGACGACCCGCGCGGGCAGCCGCUGCACGUGCCCACGGCCGAGUAGUAGACACGACCCGCGCGGGCGGCCGCUGCACGUGCCCACGGCCGAGUAGUGGACAUGACCCGCGCGGGCGGCUGCUGCACGUGCCCAUGGCCGAGUAGCGGACACGACCCGCGCGGGCAGCCGUUGCACGUGCCCACGGCCGAGUAGCGGACACGACCUGCGCCGCUCUCCGAACCGGACAUGUCUCCAAUAGUACUCAGUAGAGGGCGCCGACCAUUCCACGUAACCGGGCGCGAUGAUGUGUUGAAUGUGCUAGUUGUGAACACAUGUCCUAUUUGCGUCUGUUAUCGACGGCGUAUGGCCGCUUCUCAUAAUGGGGAUUCGAAUAUGGAUACGUGAAUGCUGCGCUCAGCGAUGUGCUCAUGCAUCGGACGUUGUUGCAGUGUAGUGCUGGAACUGCGUGAUGCUGCUCUGCGAGGUGGAACGCAGUCUGAUUGGCAUGUGUGGAUUUCGUUGGCGCUACAAUCGCUUGGCCGCUAGCGUUAAUGAUUUCGUCAUGUGAAAGACGUCUCAAUAAAGAACCUUCAACACGGUGUU